Messenger RNA from Exophiala aquamarina CBS 119918, 4911 nucleotides. RefSeq lists its product as uncharacterized. The transcript is spliced from 3 exons. NCBI's taxonomy places the organism in Eukaryota, Fungi, Ascomycota, Eurotiomycetes, Chaetothyriales, Herpotrichiellaceae. Gene Ontology annotation, biological process: barbed-end actin filament capping; actin filament severing. Gene Ontology annotation, molecular function: phosphatidylinositol-4,5-bisphosphate binding; actin filament binding. Bases 1 to 4911 code for a protein of 1636 amino acids. The record is from RefSeq and is a predicted model, not a curated record.
AUGGACGCGUCCAAUGAUGGCUCUGAGUCUGUCGACCAAUUCCUGGCUCGAAUUGCGAGCCUCAGUUCUAAGCAGGGCCAGGAGGAGGCCGAACGCUCCAAAAGAGUCGAGGAAGAACUGCUACAGGCACGGAAGGAGAGACAAGCCAGGAGAGCUGAGCGUGCACGAUCUCUCUCACCCUCCAAGACAGGCCCUUCUCCAUCGCUGCGGACGAUUGGCGACGCCACACCUUCUCGGAGUCGAGGAAUCGAGCCUCCGGUUACUCUAACACCCCCAUCACAGUCUCUGAGCUUAGAUCGCUCCUCUUCUACAUCUCCCAAAUCCGAGCACCGUCAGCCCUCGUCGAUUGAGUUUACGCGGCCACUCCCUCCCCAACCAUUUCAUGACAGAUCCUCCACGCCGAGUGCUCCUGCAAAUGCUACUUCAUUGUCAAGAAGUGGAACCCUGUCUUGGAAUCAGCGGCCUGCAUCCAGGGGUGCAGGCUCUUUCAGGGCACGGCCACAAUCGGUAGCAUCGAUUCCGGACGCAUUCACAAAUUUGGCCGCAACUCCACAAAAAGCUCCCGAGGAGAUGUCAAGAAAGGACAUUGCUGCCUCUCUAGCUAGCAAAGACCCAACAUGGUUUCGCCAGACUGCCGACCGUGGUGUUGGCUCGGCGGCAUACCGAAAGGACGAGUUUGAUCAGGACACAACAACUUCCCUUUUAAACCGUGGCGUCAGGCUACCAGGCAUGUCCAAAGACUCAACUAUGGUUGCAAGCAGUGAACCUCAGAAGCCAACACCCCCUCCUUCACCCCUCAAGACUGUUUCAACCCUGCCUCCGCAGCAGCGGCCGGAUGCCGACCAACCCACUUCAGCGAGACCUGCUUCUAUGAUGUCGCUGUCAUCGAAAUCCCCGGUAUUAGAUCUGCCGUCAUUCAAACCACUGGAAUUGAGUAACGCUGCAGAGGGAGACUCCACCGGCCUUGGAAGGACUUCCAGUAUCCCAUCCUCUGCCGGCCGUCCGCCAUCCCCUACCAAAGGACUGGGCGGCUUCGUACAGAGUGCGAUGAUGAAAAGAUCCGACAGUGUGAACAAGAGAUGGAGUGUUCAAGCCAAUGCAGGACUCAAGCGAGGGGACUCGGUGGCCACCGCUAGGCCUGCACAAUUGUCUGGGGUACCUGGGUACACUCCAAGCCAUAGCAGAAAUUCCUCCAAGGACACCAGAAUUGUAAGAGAGGGAAAUUCAUCCCCCUUGUCCAGCUCUAGACCGGUUUCAAGUCACGGUUCUGACCCCGUCCCUGUAACACGGGGGAGGCCUUUGCCGCGCCCACAGGAUGAGUCAGCAAGCCCAACCAAAGAUAGUCCUGUAAGCGAGCAAGAUGCCAACCUCCCAGAAUCUCCGGUCCGACAAUUAAAUCGUCCAACAACACCUCCACCAUCAGAACAACUGUUGUCUCGAAGCCCUUCGAAGACGCUGGACUCACGCCGAUGGAGUCCAACCAAGGCAAGCUGGCUUGAAAGUGCUCUUAAUAAGCCUGAAACACCGCGACUUUCCCCGGCUAAGUCUGAAACACCAGCUUGGAAGCUCAACAUGCAGCGUUCAAAAGAGGCCCAGUCUCAGUUGCCAGAGGGCAUACGUGACUUGCCGAAGGCUGCAGAUGCGACCAAGCCUCUGGCCUCUCCUCCAUUAAGGCAGACUUCUCCGGUGCGGAACAGCUCAACAGAUGGCAUGCCAUCUAAGCCUAGCAAUACCUCAGCUGGACCUACCUCAGAAAAAGACCCUUCCCUGAAGACUCCACUAAAAUCGCUCCCUUUGACCUCCAACCUGACAGAUGGUUCUACCGGAAAGCCAGCCAUUCCGUCCAAGAGGAAUAUAACACCUGUCACAUCAAAAGUAAAUUCUGACGGGAAGCCUGGUGGACCAGCAAAUCCUGCUACCGAACCCGCUGACGAACCAACAAUUUCAAGCUCUAAAGCAGUGUCGAGUCCAGAAGCCAAGUCAGAAGUCAAACCACCUAUGCUGAAACCAAAGCCUCAGACGCCACCAAAGACAGAUUUUCGUGCUAGUCUCAAGUCUCGUCAAAUGCCAUCAACAGCAAACGCGAAUGCUGAGCCAGAAUUCAAAGCUGUUUUUGGAAAGCUCAAGCGUACUCAGACCCAAAAUUAUGUUGCCCCUGACGUUCUCAAGAACAAUAUUACCCAAGGCAAAGCAGCAUUGAAUGCCACAGGAGGCCCACAACCAAGCAAGCGGGUCGAUGAAUUCAAAGAAAGCAUUCUACAGAAGAAGGAAGCGAUGAAAGCGAGUGGUGGAUCUAUAGGCAAGCGACCGGAGUCUCUUAAUUCAACGAAGCCGUCUGAACCCGUGCCAGAGGCACUAGCUAAAAGAAUUGCAUUGCACAAGACUGGUCCCUCCACUGACAAGAUCGAGGUCGGUAAAGUCGUCGACGACCAGCCUGCCACACCAGCACUGUCUCGCAAUCUACCCCCAAAGCCAAACCUGUUGAAGGAAGAGGACCCGGUUUUGCAACCGUCAAGAAUCGCCUUGCCUCCCAAAUCGCUAUCAGAAGAGUCGAUCAGUUCUAAAGUGGUAUCAACCAUGGGUUCUGAAAAUAAGUCCACAACUACACUCCGCAAGACCAAUACAAACCCCGAGUCUAUCAAAGCGGACAAGACUGCUGCAUCUUCAGCGGAAGCAAGUUUCAAAGUGAAAUUGCCUGACAAUAGUAGGCUUGCUGCUCGUCUAAAUCCUGCUCUUGCCGGAAUCUUGUCACGGAGUGGCAGUCCUCGGCCGACUGAAGAAACAGCACACAAAACUAGUAUUUUGACCAACACCCACGGUACCGACGGACCAAGUUCUAAGGGAACAGAAUUGACCCAUGCAACAAAGAGCAGAGCCAAGGGACCAAAGCGGCGGACUCCGAAGGGUAUUUCCGUCCCAAAAGAGGGAGCCAUCUCGAAGGAAGUCAACUCAGCAACUAAAUCUGAACCUGUCCCAGUCAAAGCUACACCUUUACCAUCACCAAAGCCAGUCGUCUCUUCAGCCACACCCGCAACAAUCACUGCGGCUAAGAAUAGAGAGACUCCUGAGCAAUUCAGAGGGCCUAAACCCACUCCCAGAAAGCCUAGCGCGAAUAUUGAGCUCCCGAAGCCGGCAGAAGGUCAAGACGAGAAGCCUCCUAUUGCUCUUACAGAAAAAUCAAAGGCUGCACCCGUCGAGAGGAACACCCUUGAAGAAACCCCUACAGAGGUUGAACCCAAGCAACCAAGCAUCAAACCCAAACCUCUUUUGACCGCAAAGUCUGCAGAACGGCGUACUGAAUCUAAACCAUCGACAUUGAAAGCUCUCGAGAAUGAAUCAGUCGGCAAGCCAGCGACACCAAAGAAGUUUGCUGUUCUUCCAGAUCGGCCAUUGAAUGUCGCAUCACCACCCGAGUCUGAUGGCGAAAAGCAUCUUCCGUCAAUCUCACCGCCAGCACUUAGCAGUCUUCCGCUGACACCAAGCAAAUCGAAACUCAACACGCCAAGAUCGUAUCCUUCACCUGAUGAUGCGAACAAAUCUACAUCCGUAACUCCCAGCAAGGUUAGAGGGCUCGGUCUUCAGAUUGAUUCUUCGUCUCGGAAAGUCGCUGCGACACCAGAAUUAACUCCUCCUCCAGACUCUGAAACAAUUUCUUCUCGUCCUCGGCCGUUACCUAGUAAACCAAAAGCGCUUCAAAAGUCGCCUUCGAAGGUCAAGACGCAGCUACAGACAUUCUUUGGCAUCGUCCCGCAAAUUGGCGAAAAGGCCGAUUUUGAUACUCAAACGUUUCUCGCUUCACAGAAUAAGCCAACGCAAAAAGCCAAGACGGUUAGUAUGCAAAUAUGGGAGGUUACAGGGGAUGGAAAACGAACACCAAUGCCACCUCAACAGGAGCAUAUUUUGUUUGAAGAAUGCAUGUACUUGUGCGUUCAUGCUAUGCAGCCUUCGAGUGGAGCCAGAGUAUCCGAGACAUAUCUUUGGUGCGGUGAUGAAGUCCCCGAAGCUGCCAUUGAAGAUGCCCAAUUGUUCUGCAGGAAGAUUGCUCGCGACAACGGUGCCAAACUUGAGGUUGUCAAGCAAGGAAAAGAAAGUUCCGAGUUCUUCCAGGCCCUUGGAGGAAUUGUCAUCACCCGAAAGAAUAAAUCAUCUGCUCUGUACAUGCUAUGUGGGAGACGACAUCUUGGACAUGUGGCAUUUGAUGAAGUUGAGUUUACAGCCUCCAGCCUCUGCUCGGGUUUCCCUUUCCUGAUUUCCGCCAAAUUUGGCAAGCUUUAUCUUUGGAAAGGGGUUGGUAGUGAUCAGGAAGACGUGGGCUGUGCCAGACUAAUCGGUAUGGACCUCGGCCUCACUGGAGAAAUUGAGGAAAUUUCACAAGGGACGGAGCCUGCCAGCUUCUGGGAGUCCUUCACCUCAAGAGCACAAAACCCCUUCACCUCGGAUGUUAUUACCAGUGCAGAGCACUCCAAAGGUUAUUCUAGCCGACUGUACCGUGUUGAACAUGACCGGCCUAAAUCAUCUGGUGGGUUCUGGGGAUUACGAGCAGCCUCGCCGCCAAAGCAAUCUCUAAAAGCAUUGGUCGAAGAGGUCUCACCCUUCACCCAGAAGGAUCUAGAUGUGAAUCACAUUCACAUCCUAGACACCUACAGCACCGUUUAUGUUAUUAUUGGCUCGUCUGCCAAAAAGCCUGCCGAAUUCAUCACAGCUCUACAAAUCGCACAGGAAAUUGCGGUCCUUUGUCCAUCUGUACAAGACCGACCUCUGAUUCCUAGCUGUUAUGUUCUGCUUGGGGAACCGCCACAGGAAGUCAAAGCUGUCUUCCGGAAAUGGUCUCCUCCAAGAGACUCGUCGGGGGGGAGCCAGGUUUGCGUUCGACUUGAGGAAGUUGCACAAGAGCUGGGACUUUCAUUAUGA